Messenger RNA from Lethenteron reissneri (Far Eastern brook lamprey), 9204 nucleotides. RefSeq names its product capping protein regulator and myosin 1 linker 1 (gene CARMIL1). Lineage: Eukaryota; Metazoa; Chordata; Hyperoartia; Petromyzontiformes; Petromyzontidae. Gene Ontology annotation, biological process: regulation of Arp2/3 complex-mediated actin nucleation; cell migration. Gene Ontology annotation, molecular function: protein binding. The record is from RefSeq and is a predicted model, not a curated record. Gene Ontology annotation, cellular component: plasma membrane; lamellipodium.
UCCCUCACCUGCCCACACUCUCUCUCCUCUGCCCACACCCUCUCCUCCCUGGCCAUGUUGAGAGUUGUAGUCCUUUGACCCCAGAGGGGAUGAUUCGUGCGUGCUCUGGAAUGUUGUGAUGGUGGUGAUUACAGUCGUGGUGAUUACAUUGGUGGUGAUUACAGUCGAGUCCGAGAUAUUUCCUGCUGCUCAGAUGAGCAUUUAGAUGGCGGUAAUUUCCUAUUUUCAGCUCUGUAAAGCCAGUGGUGGAAAUUCUACAUUCCUAUGGCGGGAUGAGGUCUAUCCAAAGGACAACCACUUUUCACUUCACCACAAAGUGGUACCUAUUUUGUCGACCCCGGAGGGAGGGAUGAUGGGCCGAGGCAACCCCCCUAGCUGGGAGUUGAACUCGCAACCCCUGACGAUUGGUGGACUGCAGUGGCGGUGGCGACUUGCCGCCGGAGGCGCCUGCAGUGGCGGUGGCCGUACCCUGUUUGCGUCGCGCCCCGCAGAGAGUGUCAAGGAGGUGAUGGGCCGCGUGAAGAUCGGGCUCAAGAGGAGGGUGAGGCUGGAGCUGCGCGCCGACCGCGUGGAGCACCGCGUGCUGAUCCUGACCGCGUGCCGCACGUUUCUGCUGACUGCCCGCGUCCCUUCCAAGGUGGAGACUUCUUUCCACUUCCUGGACAUAGAAUCGCUCACGAGUGUGAAGCCGUGCCAGCUGCUGAUCGACACGGAUCGGCAGUCCUUCUCCUUCAAGCUGACGUCGCAGGAGGAGACUGAUCAAAUCGUCGGCUACGUUGGCUGCUCCCUCAAGAAGCUCUUCCCCGGGGCGUCCCCCAUGAGGUUGAUGCAGAGGGUGGUGGUGGAGCCGCAGGAGCGGCUGGCGCGGCUGCAGGCCGUGUGGGAGAGCCACUUGCCCCCCGAGCCCGGCCCGUGCGGCGGCUUCUCCCAGAUGUACGCGUGUCUGUGCGACUACUACAACCUGCCUUACCGCGAGGAGGUGCAGUGGGACGUGGACACCAUCUACCUCUCCCAGGACACUCACGAGCUUAACCUGCAGGACUUCAGCCACCUGGACAAUCGGGACUUGAUACCGAUCGUGGCGGUGCUGGAGUUUAACCAGUGGUUCACCAAACUAUUGGCACAGGACCUGAAGUUGGGCUCGGACGUGAGCGAGCAAGUCCUCCGGGCCGUUGCGCGCUCCACGCAACUCCAGGAACUUCUGUUGGAGAAUGCCGGCCUCAAGACAGACUUUGCUCAGAAGCUGGGAGUUGCCCUGGCGCAGAAUGGCGGCACGGCCCUGCACAGCAUCAGCCUCGCGGGCAACGCGCUCGAGGACAGAGGUGCCGCCUGCUUGAGUGGACCCCUGGGGAAGCUGGGAAAAGGACUCGCAAUGCUCAACCUCUCCCGCACCGCCCUCACCGCCAAGGGCGUCAACACGUUGGCCCAGGCGCUGUCCAGCACGCCGAUGACCGCCUCCACGCUCACCCACCUGGACCUGUCGGGGAACGCUCUGCGGGGAGACGACCUCACCCAUCUGCACAGCUUCCUGGCGGUGCCCAACGCCCUCCAACACCUCGACCUGUCGGCGACCGACUGCACCGUCGACUCGCUGUUCGGUCCCUUCCUGCGUGGCUGCUGCCAUCACCUGGCGCACAUCAACCUCUCUAGGAACGUGUUUUCUCAGAGACGAACGAGAGACAUCGCCCCGUCGUGCAAGCAGUUCUUCUGCAGCUCCCUUGCGCUGCGCCAUCUCAGCCUCUCCGGCACCAAGCUGCCAGCCGAGGCCGUCAAGGCGCUGCUGCUGGGCCUCACCUGCAACCAGCACGCGCGCGACGUCUCGCUCGACAUCAGCAGCACCGAGUUGAGGUCAGCGGGUGCGCAAGUUUUGGAAGGGUGCAUCGCUGAUGUCCACAACAUCAGCAGCCUGGACGUGUCCGACAAUGGCCUGGAGUCCGACCUGGCCACUCUAACCGUUUGGCUGUGCAAGAACCGCUCCAUCAAGCAUUUGGCGCUGGGCAGGAAUUUCAGCAACAUGAAGCCCAAGAACGUGGGGCCAGUUCUGGAUAACAUUGUGCAGAUGAUCCAGGACGAAGACUCGCCUCUGCAGUCGUUGUCCUUGGCGGACUCGAAGCUCAAGGCAGACCUCACCAUCGUGAUCAACGCCCUGGGAAGUAACACGUCGCUGACGCGCGUCGACCUCAGCGGCAACAGCAUGGGCGACAUCGGGGCCAAGAUGCUGGCCAAAGCCCUGCAGAUCAACACCAAGCUGAGGACUGUGAUCUGGGAUAAAAACAACACGACCGCACAAGGCUUCCAGGAUGUGGCGGGAGCCCUGGAGAAGAACUACACACUGCGGUACAUGCCGACCCCGGUGAAUGACGCCUCCGUGGCCCUGAAAGCGAAUCCCGAGAAAACGGAAGAGGCCCUCCAGAAGAUCGAGAACGUGUUGCUGCGGAACCACGAGAGUCGGCGCUUCUCCCCCGAGCAAGCGUACCGGCUCCAGCAGGGCAUCGUGACGAGCACGUCGCAGCAGAUGGUGGACCGCAUGUGUGUCAAGGUGAGGGAUCACCUCAACUCCCUGCGCAACGUUCAGGCGGAGAGCGCUCGCGACGACGUCAGGACCGCCGAGUCUCUGGUGCGCGACGCCAAGAACGCGCGCACGUUGCUGCCCAACCUGUACCACGUGGGUGCCGAGGCGUGGUACGGAGAGAGCGGCGCCCGCGGGUCGCCCAUUCAGGCCAAGCUGGAGCUCAUGGCCGGAGAGCUCACCGUGGUCGUCGAGAAGCAGCUGGAGACGCUGCUGGACUCGAUGCUGGACGCGGCCCAGGCGCUGUGCCCCCACGUGAUGAGGCCGGGCGGGGAGAUGCGCGAGGAGCUGCGCGCGUCCAGCGCCGGGAAGGUCUCCGUGCCGCAAGACUUCGUCCGCAAGGUCCUCCUCACGCAGGCCGCCGCCGACAUCCUCAAUAAGAUCAGCGAGGUGAAACUCGCCACGGCGUCGCACCUCUCCGACCGUCUCAUGGACGAGAUCCUGGGCAGCCUCUCCACCUCGCAGCAUCGGCUGGGUGAGCACGUGCACCGCUCGGGACGCCCCGUCCCCCGCGCCCAGCGGCGAGACUCGGAGGAGCUCGACGCGCCGGAGGAGGGAACGCGCGAGCGUCGCGGCGACGAGAGAGAGCGUCGCGGCGACGAGAGAGAGCGGCGCGGCGACGAGGCCGCGGGGACGCACGACGCCGAGCGGCAUGAGGACGCGGACAGCUGCACGACGCUCUGUUGCCCGAGUCUCACCCCAAAAAGUAAACGGAAAAGCAUCUACAGCCGGAAACUACGCCCCGUGUCCAAGUUGUUUGAGUUUGAGAUCGACCCGGUCGCCAUGACGAGCACGACAGAGACGACCCUGACCCCGACCCCGACCCCGACGUCGCUCCUGGAUGAGGCCGCGACUCCGGAGAGUCCCGGUGGCGGCGGCGGCAGCGGCGCGGACCGCAGCCCUCACGCCGCGUUGGCCGAGCUGCCGUCCGAGGAGUGCCGCAAGCUGGAGCACGUGACCAAGGGGCGGCCUCGCAGGGCCAAGAAGCAACCGCUGGGGCGGCUGGCGUCCUGCACGGGCGGCAUCGCGGAGUCUCAGGAGGGCGAGCAGAACGGCAUCAUGGGACGCGUUGACGAGGGAGUCGAUGAGUUCUUCUCCAAGAAGGUGUCACGAGUCUCCUCCAAGAGGGGUUCGCUGCGGAGGGCCGAGUCCACGGACGCCGAUGCCUCCGAGAGGCAUCGGCGCGACUCUAAGAAGGGGAGCUUCUUCGGAUUCAUGCGGCCACGGGGCAGCUCCAAGGCCUCCCCCAGCCCCGGGCCCACGGCCGGCGCCGCGGCCCCGAGUCCGGCCGCGGAGCCCGCAGCGGAGGCCCCGAGGACGGAGGUGAAGGCCGCGGAGAUGGAAGCGCCGCCGCCAAGCGCCGCUAAGCCCGAGGAGGAAGAGCGGUCGCCGCACCCGUUCGCCGAGGACGCCGUGAAAAGCGCAGAGCCUGCUAGGGCCGGGGGAGUGGCCAUCGAGCCUGGCAAAGGCGCCGCGGUGGCAGAGUCGAGCAAGCCAAGCCCCCCGGGAGCGCGACGUGUCCCGCCAGGCUACCCGGUGAUGGGGGGCAGCCUCCUGGCCGAGAUGAAGGCCAAGCAGGAGAGACGUGCCAUCAUCCAGCAGCGGAACCAGAAGUCAGCGGAGGCCGAGGGCCUGGGGCUCGGCGUGGCCGUCCUGCGCGACGCCGCCGCCGCCGCCAAGGUCGCGCCGUCAUGUCCCGUGGGGCCCACCAGUCCCCGCGGGCCCCUGUCGCCCACGCCGCCAAGCAAGCCGUCGCCCCUCGGCAAGCCGGCCUUCUCGCCACGGCCCAAGCCCAGCUGGACCUCGGAGGAGAGCGGGGACUCCGUGUCCCUGGGCCAGGGACGGUCUCCGUCGGAGAGCAGCGCCACUCCGGGCCACAGCAGUCGCUCUGCCACCCCCGAGGGUGAGCUCUCCGGUGACGACCUGAGGACGGACACCGACAACGAGCUCGAGCAGAUGUCCCAACGUAACAACAACCUCACCAACCCAGCCCACGAGCAGCUUGCCCCCCUGCCGGGCACGAACGAGAAGCGGGGAGCGCCGGGCCCUGGCGCCGAACUUGCUUUGAGCAGCGGCGGCGCGCACCGCAGCCACUCCGAGGCGGCGAGCGGCGAUGGCGACGAGCUGGCAGCGGCCUCCCGCGCCAGGAAGAAGGUGGUACAACGGCGGAAGGCGAGCCAGGACGGAUCGGGGGGCGGCACGCCGCACGGGGCGAUGAUGGGCACCGGGGCGGGGGGCCCCACGCACCGCGACAAGUCCAGCGACUCGACGGACGAGGGCUGAUCGUCGCUCGAGAGAGGACGCCGUCACGGAUGUGGGACAAGGGACUCCGCCGUGCUCACGUCAGGGCGCACUGAUCGGUGGCCCCGAGGUGGUUUAACGUCACUGGACCAUUUGUAUCCUCUGGAUUCUGUGCCAAGCCCAGAGCCCAGUCUGCUGUUACUCUGCAGUCGUUUAAUCUCUUGUCUAUUUCAGACUCCGCCUUUUAUACGUGACAAACGGUGGUGGAAAUGUACCGGUAUACGCCGGUAUGCCUUACCGGCGCUUCCGGAGCACCAAGCACGCGUGUUCUGACACUUUUCGGAACCGUUUCCUAUUCCCGCACCGCGAUGUUUCCGCAGAGGAGAAACAGCAGUGAUCAAUGGGCAGCAGCAAUGGGUCGGAUUCACACCAGCGCCUCUGCACUCACGUUCCCACCGCCGGUGACAGACACACGGUAGUCUCAUUGCCGGCACUACAACGCAAGGCGGAGGCGCGUGUCUGCAUUACGAGGGAAAAGCACAGGGAUGCCCAAGUGGAGAGAUGCCUGCAUGCUGUGGAGCAUUUCUUGGGAAAGGCACCAAUCAAAUUGCAGGGUUUGUUCGUCGUCAUCGUUUGCUCGUUCUGUGGUUGCUUUUUAUUUUGCAGUUCAUGUUCCUUGCUGUUUUGUGUCUUGCUCGGGGAUUCAGUGCAGGGUCGCCACCUGUGUCCGGGUUUUACUCAAACAGUCCGGGAAUCGGGUGUCUGUGUUCGUGCGCCGGUAAAUGAUUUGUACCGAGGUCUGGCUGGUACUAGAGUUGUAUUGAACUUCAUUACAAUGUGUAUGGCACAGUUUUUGAUAAUAGGCCUUAGGCUCAUUGAGAAAUAUCGCUGGGUUUGUUCAACCGUGGGAAAAGGCGGUGACCCGAUUUGAAUGUCUUGCGCUUACGUUCGUGUGCUUUGUACUACUGCACAAGUCUGUAGUGUAAAUGAGAUGAGCAGUCUAACUACUCAACAGUAAGCAGUUUGUAAAUAAUGAUAUUGCCAAUUAGAAUUAUUAUUCAUGCAAAUAAAUCUUAAUGACUAAUUUGACCAAGAGGGCCCAUACUUUUAUCAUUGACAUUUUACAAGGGUUCAAAUAAGGUGUGGGAUGAUGUAAAAUAUGAUUUCAUUCGUAUUUUUAAUUCCAGUACUAACUCUGUAGGUGAUUGCUUGGAAUGUGGAUUUAAUUAUACCUGGUCUCAUAGGUUUUAUGGGAAAUUACCAAAACAUUAUUACAGCAUUCUUAACACUGCCAAAUUACUCCCAUCCACCUCAAAAUACCCAGAUACCACACAGCACCACACCCACACCACACCCCAUUUACACCACAUCCCAUUUACACUACACCCUACCAACACCACACCCUACCAACACCACACCCUACCAACACCACACCCCACUCACACCACACCCCACUCACACCACACCCCACUCAUACCACUCACACCACCCACACCACUCAUGCCACACACCACCCGCACCACAAACCACCCACACCACUCACCAAACAUAACCACCCACACCAUAUACAUCUCGCACCACACCCCACACCCCACCUACCCUGCCUACUCACUACUCGACACCAUACUACACCACCCAGACACCUCACACCACCAAGACACCUUGCACCCCAAGUACACAUCUCACAUGCCAGGCAUCUACACACCACCACCUACACAUCACCUACACACCACCACCUACACACCACCUACACACCACCACUAUGCUAUAACACAGCACAUACGUGUACAGGGACUGCUCUACUUACGAGCAUUCGACUUACGAACUUUCAGAGAUACGAACAAACCUGUCCUCAUGUCCAGUUGCUUGUUCAGAUCGAGAGUUGUAAGUGCAACCGCAGCGCAAUAGAUGGCGGUGGUGGAAUCGACAUCUGUAGAACGUGAAGUACCAGUGGCAUCUACUUCUACGGGAGAUUAUACAAAUUUUAAAGCCAUUCUCCUUAUUUAGUGCACAUGCCGUAACAACACGUUUGGAAUCGACAGGAGUAAAGUCGAACUUAUGAACAAAUCGACUUACGAACAGACCCCUGGAAUCUAACUCGUUCGUAAGUAGAGGAGUCCCUGUACGAAGUUUAUGAACAGUUGCCGAGCACAAGGCCAAAGGUCCAAAGAGACAAGCGACCAACAGCAGCACAUGGCACCGUCGAGAGUUUACGAAAAUAAUGAACACGCGUCUUGGAUUGGGCGAAGUUGUUACAAUGGUUUAGGAAAAGUGCCAACCGGAUGGAAUUCCAAAGUGGAGCAGUUCACGAGGGAAGACGCAGAAAGAGAAGCGUCGUGAACGACAGCGUGAUGAGUGGGUGGGGUGAGUGUGGUGAGUGGGGUGAGUGAGUGAGUGGGGUGAGUGGGGUGAGUGUGGUGAGUGGGGCGAGUGUGGUGAGUUGGGCGAGUGGUGCGAGUGUGUGUGUGGGUGGGUGGAGUUGUAGCCUGGGGAGCUGCUGGGGAGACAAAGGCGGCCGGUCAUGGUGUUGGCCACCCCGCACCUAUGAAGGCCGUGCCGGCCUUCAUAGGUGCUCGAUAACAACACUUGCCUCAACAGUCUGUUAAGGCUAUACGGGGGAUCUUUGUCUUUGUUAUAGCCUGCAAUGCGGGGGUGAGUGGGUGUGCGAGUGGGUUGUCGUGACGUGCAAUUUGGAUCAGAUGGAACGGUCAGUCUGGUCGAUCGAGUUCUACCGCAUAAACAUCUCAAGUGUGUCUGUCGCGCAAUCAAGGUGGCUUACUUUGCUCUGUGCCCUGCUGUCAAGAUGUUGUCCGAUACUUCGUGCACUUCGAGCUAUCUCGAUGCACAGGAGCACUGCCAGUGCAGCUGCAGCUUCCAAUGAUCGGGCUGCCUUCAUGGUUCCAUCUGUACGGGAAGUCUGUGGGCAGGGUGACCUUACACUCACCUGACAAUCACCAAACGCUCACCUGACACUGAUAACACCACAGACGUCAGACACCGCUCACCAGAUUCCACUGAGCAUGAAACGCACCAGACUCGCCGCUCCACCGUGACACGAUCCUCCAUCAACUCUGCGUCGCGCGUGGCGUUACGACGUGCAACGGCGGCACAGCACUCGUCGCGAUUGCCACGCCGGUGAUCGUUUCUGAGGUCCAGGGUGAGAGGUCAUAGGUUGUACACACGUCAAGUUCAAUACCAAAGAUCCCCGGGGUUCUUGUGGUCAGAAUGAGACCUGGCCAAACCCUGUGCGACGCAGAUUGCCCUUGCGAGUGACUGACAGACGAAUGGAGGUAUUUUGUAGGUUUCGUGUAGACAGUGCCGGAUGAAAAAAAAAAAUCUUAAAACACAGAUUUUCUACUUGCAUAGUGAAGUAAUUGUAUUUUUUCAUUUGCUUUACAGCCAGAUAAUACGACAAAUCGCUAACCUUAAACACCAAGUCGUUAAUAAAAGUUGAAGGCAGUAUAGUACUAUAGUAAUAGAGCAAGUGCAGAAUCACUGAAGCGGAAUUGAUAGCUUGAAAGCAUUUAGCGCGGGCCCCUUGAAAGUGCGGGGCCCGUAGCUACUACAUAUGUAGCUACUUAUGCUACUAGAAUAAUCCGGCACUGCGUAUAGAUGGUGACACAUGCGUGGUCGUAUUAGAGGGAGUGAUUGUGCAUUCAAACGUGUUUGAUGUUAUCGGUUAAGAGUUGUCAGACGCGCCCUGGUUUGAUCCGGACAGACCACGAAUUGGCAUCUGUGUCCGGGUGGCAGGAGCUGAUUUGUUCCGAGAUCUCGUACCGGAAUUGUGUUGAACUUCAUCACGAGCAAACCGCACAACUUUGAUAGUCGACCGAGGCUGACUUGGAGAAAUGUGUCCAGAGGCAAUAUUAUUGUUGGGUUUAACCGCCACUGAUGCCACUUGUGACAAUGGCAGUUGUAUUCUUAACCAUUUUAAUUUUUCAGAGUUAACCAACGCUUGUGGAUUCAAGGUUGACCCGAGUCGGUGGGUGUAUCACGCCUGAUCUUUGUGUCAUUUGUACAUCGAGACGCGGUAGGGGGAGUCGUGAGUGCCGCUACUUUGUCCACUUGAGCAGGGGGGUCAAGACACUUUUGGGCCAGGCCACGUUAUCGUGAUAGCGAUGGCCAAAACCCAUUGAUCAAUCACCCUGGGUGGUGAUUCGCCCCAUGGUUGAUGGUAGAGGCAAAUGCACAUGUUUUUGCUAUAACAAAGGAAAACACGCAGACUGAAGCGAACAAUGCUUUGUAUGAGAAGUCUGGCCCUUUGACUUGCCUGGAAAUAAGUCUUUGCGCUGUUGAUUUACAAUGUACAAUAAUCACAAGAAUCGCCUGCCAUAUUUGUCUAUUUCUUUUUUUUGUAUUAACUUGUGUAAAAUAAUAAAAGUAUACACUUGGGA